AGAGCAGCGCUGGUUAACGGCUGUGCUGUGCGGGUCACUAGCCUCCCUCUCUCUAAGCUCGCGGGUGCCCUGGCGCCCCUGAGCUGCAAGAGGCAGCGCGCAGGCACUGGCUGAGCGAUGCGCCCGGGCCGCGCGGAUCAGAGCCCUUCUCCCUGCAGCCCCUCCGCUCUACUCCCAAGUGCCAGGUGGUUGUGAGCUACAGGAGAAGGGCUGGGUGCCCAGGGAGGGUGCAGGUGGCGGGGUCGCAAAGACAGCGCCCCUGCCCGGCAGUCCCACGGGCCUUCACUCAGCUGGGAUGUUCCCCAAUGGCACCGCCUCCUCUCCUUCCUCCUCUCCUAGCCCCAGCACGGGCAGCUGCGGCGAAGGCGGCUGCAGCAGGGGCCCCGGGGCCUGCGGUGCAGACGGCAUGGAGGAGCCGGGGCGAAACGCGUCCCAGAACGGGACCUUGAGUGAGGGCCAAGGCAGUGCCAUCCUCAUCUCUUUCAUCUAUUCCGUGGUGUGCCUGGUGGGGCUGUGUGGGAACUCCAUGGUCAUCUACGUGAUCCUGCGCUACGCCAAGAUGAAGACGGCCACCAACAUCUACAUACUAAACCUGGCCAUUGCGGACGAACUUCUCAUGCUGAGCGUGCCCUUCCUGGUCACCUCCACGUUGUUGCGCCACUGGCCUUUCGGCGCGCUGCUCUGCCGCCUCGUGCUCAGCGUGGACGCCGUCAACAUGUUCACCAGCAUCUACUGUCUCACCGUCCUCAGCGUGGACCGCUACGUGGCCGUGGUGCACCCCAUCAAGGCAGCCCGCUACCGCCGGCCCACUGUGGCCAAGGUGGUGAACCUGGGCGUGUGGGUGCUCUCCCUACUCGUCAUCCUGCCCAUAGUGGUCUUCUCGCGCACGGCAGCCAACAGCGACGGCACGGUGGCUUGCAACAUGCUCAUGCCUGAGCCCGCCCAGCGCUGGCUGGUGGGCUUCGUGUUGUAUACCUUUCUGAUGGGUUUCCUGCUCCCCGUCGGGGCCAUCUGCCUCUGCUACGUGCUCAUCAUUGCCAAGAUGCGCAUGGUAGCCCUCAAGGCCGGCUGGCAGCAGCGCAAGCGCUCGGAGCGCAAGAUCACCCUCAUGGUGAUGAUGGUGGUGAUGGUGUUCGUCAUCUGCUGGAUGCCCUUCUACGUGGUGCAGUUGGUCAACGUGUUCGCGGAGCAGGAUGAUGCCACAGUGAGCCAGCUGUCGGUCAUCCUCGGCUACGCCAACAGUUGCGCCAAUCCCAUUCUCUAUGGCUUCCUCUCGGACAACUUCAAGCGCUCUUUUCAGCGCAUCCUGUGCCUCAGCUGGAUGGACAACGCGGCGGAGGAGCCUGUGGACUACUACGCCACAGCCCUCAAAAGCCGCGCCUACAGCGUAGAGGACUUUCAGCCCGAGAAUCUAGAGUCCGGAGGGGUCUUUCGUAAUGGCACCUGCACCUCCCGGAUCACCACGCUCUGAGCUCGCGCUGCGCCUUGGCCCUGCACCCCGGGAGGGGAGAAGAAGCAGCAGAAGAGUCCUGGUACCAGAGGGGACCUUAUCCCGGGGAUCCAGAGCGCAGCCAGGUGGACCUGAGGCUGGGACACCGGCGCGCCUCGCGUGGAGGAACCUGGGGAAGGGGACCAAAAUAGAAUCUGGAGUUUCGCUUAUGGAUUGGGGCGAUUUCAAGCCGCCCUCUCCGCCUCCACUGCACUCUGCUCUCCCCAUCCCGUAAACUCCCAUAAACUCCGUCCUGAACUCGUUAAGGGUGCCGCCUCGGUGUGAGGUCUGGUCCUGCAGCCGAGAUUUUUGUUCAAGCUGAGCCACGGAUAAGGGCCCCGGGGUUCCCUGGCGUGAGUCCCCAGGUAGCCCUCAGCCCCGCCACCGCGUCGCAGCUGGCCGGUUCCGCCUGGUGCCCCGGC
Messenger RNA from Ochotona princeps (American pika), 1911 nucleotides. It is a transcript of the gene SSTR1, whose product is annotated as somatostatin receptor 1. Gene Ontology annotation, biological process: cellular response to estradiol stimulus; neuropeptide signaling pathway. Gene Ontology annotation, molecular function: somatostatin receptor activity; neuropeptide binding. The coding region runs from base 296 to 1471 and encodes 391 amino acids. The record is from RefSeq and is a predicted model, not a curated record. Gene Ontology annotation, cellular component: neuron projection; membrane. The transcript has a single exon. NCBI's taxonomy places the organism in Eukaryota, Metazoa, Chordata, Mammalia, Lagomorpha, Ochotonidae.